Drosophila hydei is the source of this 640-nucleotide messenger RNA. Its product is annotated as glycine-rich cell wall structural protein 1. The transcript is spliced from 2 exons. The record is from RefSeq and is a predicted model, not a curated record. Bases 17 to 466 code for a protein of 149 amino acids. NCBI's taxonomy places the organism in Eukaryota, Metazoa, Arthropoda, Insecta, Diptera, Drosophilidae.
UGGCCGGAGCCUGAACAUGUCUUUAACCGAUCGUCGUAGUUGUAUUGCGCUGUGGAUCUGCGCGCUGAGCGCCUGCCUCGCGUCGGCAAGCGCCCAAAAUGGCGGCGUCACCUGGAAUGCGGGCAAUGCCGCUGGCGCUGGUGCCUGGUCCAAUUCGCAGGCGGGCGGCGCACACGGCAUGCAUGCGCCGGGCAGCCUGGGCGGCGCAGAUCCUCAGUAUAGCUUCGGCUAUGCGGGCAUCGACUCGCGCGGUCCCUAUGGCGGAGCGGGCGGCAAUGGUGCCUACUACGUCAGCGGCACCGACGAGCAUGGACGACCCUUCUCCUACAAUGGCGGCGUGGGCGGACAGCCCAUGCCCCCGCCGCCUGGCUAUCCGAACAGCUAUGGCUACAGAUCGGCCGCCGGAGCGACUGUUGCGUCUGUGGGCGUGGCUCUAGCCCUAGCGCUGCUAGCGGCUAGAACUUAAAAAAAAUAACUUACAAAUUUAUUGUAUAUUUUUUUUUAAAUAAUCUAUAAAAUAUUGUUUAGUUUUAUUAUUAUUUUUUUUUUGUAUUAUUUUUAAGCAUUAUUUAUAGAUGUGAAAUACCAAAUUGAGUCUGCGAACUGCGAACAAUAAAAGACACAAAAGCGGCGCUUGUUA